Fusarium vanettenii 77-13-4 is the source of this 1488-nucleotide messenger RNA. RefSeq lists its product as uncharacterized. The record is from RefSeq and is a predicted model, not a curated record. The transcript has a single exon. Bases 1 to 1488 code for a protein of 495 amino acids. Lineage: Eukaryota; Fungi; Ascomycota; Sordariomycetes; Hypocreales; Nectriaceae.
AUGCAUCCUCAAAACAACGCCAAACCUCCCAUGUCCCUGGAGUCACUACCAGAUGAGCUCCUGCAACCCAUCCUUGAAACCCUCUGCCCCCAUUGCUACGCAACCCGCGACUACCAACACAAGAGAGCCCGCGAAGAGGGCUUAGAGUCUCUCACCCUCACUUCAAAACGCCUACGCUCUAUCGCCUUACCCAUCAUGCUUCACAUCCCCGAAAACCACAUGUCGAAUGAAGGCCUUCACAAACUCCUCGACAUUGACCCAAGCCUAGGGGAGUACAUCAGAGAGUGGGAGCUACCGGGCUACGAGUGGGAUGAAGAGGUUUUGGACCCCACGGUGGAAACUACACGAAAGCUACUGGCCACAGUCGGCCAGGAUUUUGACUUGGUGCAAGCUCAGAACGAGGGUCUGAGUCUUGAACACUCACUCAUCGCCGAACUAUUCAUGGCGCGGGCUCCCAAGAUAGAAAAGUUGAUUCUUGAAAGAUUCGACUACAACGAUUGGCCAAAAGCAGACCUCAAAUACCUCGCCAGACGUCUAGGAAAACUUGGCGAUGGCACAGGCUUUGAAAAUGUCCGCCACCUGAGCGUGACGCGACCAUGCAGGACAACCACUUCCCUAACCGACGGCCACAUCAUGGCUCUGCUACGCGUCAUGCCAAAGCUAGAGCAACUAAACCUGGACUCGAUCCUCGGCUUGCCAGAAUGCAAUCGCUUCGACAUCAACCCCGUGAAGCCUGCCCUUCGCAAUCUCACAACACUAAGACUCCAAUGGUGCGUGUUUGAGGGUACGGCCCCAAACUCCCACUACAGCGCCCUCUGCGAGAUGCUCAAGCAUGCCCCAAACCUCAAGACGUUUGCCUUCUUGUCAAGUUCCUCUUCUGGUGCGCCUGGAUUCGUUGACCAUGACGUUUCCAUAAAGGACUUUCUCUUGGCGUUACAGCCAGUGGCAAAUCACCUGAAGCACCUCGAGCUAGACUUUUCAACUGUAUGGUGUGCGACUGAAGGCAUCAAGGCGCCAAUGCUAGCCAAUUUCACGGCUUUAGAAUCGUUUUACGUCAGUCUAGAGGACAUCUGCCAGUGCGAUCCGAGUCACGAGAACUUCGAAGACCCCCCCGUUCCCCGCUGCACAGCAGACAUCAUCCCUCCCUCAGUCAAACAUCUCAACCUCAUAUUGAAGAUGUCGGACACGACAGGGUGCUCAAGAUGUAUCUUAGGUAUUGGAAAAAAGGUAGCGGAAGGGGGUCUUGAGAAUCUUGAGACGGUCAAGAUCGUCUACGCGGGUUGGAGACCGCGGAGUGUCGAUGAACCGUAUAAUAGUGACAGGUAUGACGAGGCGGUUCAGAGCCUGCAGGACUGGCAUGAAGCGUUCAAAGAAAGUCGGGUGCCGUUGCGGUUCAAGGGCGACAUUUACAGGUGGAUGCGGUAUCACAAAGGGGACGAGUUGGCGUGGAUGGAGGGGACAAUUGAGAAAGAUGGCUACGACUGGUAG